CGCACUGCGACUGGCUCCGCCGCCUGGCUUGAGCGAGUGUGCUUCCAGUGUUGUUAAAGGGGAGAAGGGAGCAAGCUGAGGAUUUCAGUACAUUUUUAUAUAAAACACGCUCAGUUUCCGCUGAUCAGUCAGACUCGGGGAAAAAAAGGAGUAGUGGGACAGCAGGGAAGGGCAAAAAAAAAGGAGAGAAGAAAAAAGAGGAGGAGGAGGACUGGGAGGAGAAAACCUGGCACAGUGGAAAAUGCUGCGGAUUUGACGAGGAGAUGUCUGGCGUCACCAUGGAAGCGAGCUCCCUCCUGCCCAUCCUAAAAAAGAAGCUGGCCUUCCUCUCAGGAGGCAAGGACCGGCGCAGUGGUCUGAUCCUGACCAUCCCACUCAAUUCGGAUCAGACCAGCAUGGAGGAGCUUAGCGCCACUCUGGACUACCUGCUCAGCAUCCCUAGCGACAAGUGCAAGGCUCGGGGUUUCACCGUGAUCGUGGACGGCCGGAGGUCUCAGUGGAACAUCGUGAAGACGGUGGUGCUAAUGCUGCAGAACGUGAUCCCAGCAGAGGUGUCGCUGGUCUGCGUGGUGAAGCCUGAUGAAUUCUGGGAUAAGAAGGUCACCCACUUCUGUUUCUGGAAGGAGAAAGAUCGCCUGGGCUUUGAGGUGAUCCUGGUUUCGGCCAAUAAGCUCACUCGUUACAUCGAGCCGUGCCAGCUGACGGACGAUUUUGGAGGGAGCCUGGACUACGACCACAGCGACUGGCUCAACAAGAGACUGGUUUUCGAGAAGUUCACAAAGGAGUCAACAUCUCUUCUGGACGAGCUGACGAUCAUCAACGACAGCGAUAAGAGCGCCUCGGUGGACAAAGACAAAUCGACUGAUGGAGCUCUCUUACCAUCCUUUGAUCCUGAAACUGUCCUCCAGACUGGCCACGAGCUGCUGUCGGAGCUGCAGCAGCGCCGCUUCAACGGAUCAGAGGGAGGCGGGGGAGGACAGGCAGCUCCAGCAUGGUGCCCUAUGGAGGAGGAGCUGCUGGCUCAGCCUCAGGUGAUGAAGCUGCUGGACUCGCUCAGGGAGCAGUACACCAAAUACCAGGAGCUGUGCAGGCAGCGCAGCAAGCGGGCCCAGCUAGACGAGAUCCACGCCAAGGUCAUGCAGGUGGUGAACUGGCUGCAGGGUCCUGGUUCAGAGCUGCUGAAGACUCAGCAAACGAUCGGAGACUCGAUGCGAGCGGCUCAGGCUCUGCAGCAGAAGCACGAAGAGAUCGAGAGUCAGCACAGCGAGUGGUUUGCCGUGUACGUGGAGCUAAACCAACAGAUCGCUGCCCUGCUCAGCGCCGGGGAGGAGGAGGAAGUGGCGGAGCUGAAGGCGCUGCAGCAGCAGCUCAGCGACGUCUGCUACCAGCAGGCGUCCCAGCUGGAGACCCGUCAGAACGUCCUGCAGGCGGCGCAUGCCUUCCACAGCACCACGCAGGAGUUGUCCCAGCAGCUGGACGGACUCCUGGGCAUGCUCUGCGCCGACGUGUCCCCUGCCGACGGGGCGUCUAUUCAGCAAAACCUCAAACUGCUGGAGGAGAAGCUGCAGACCGUCGAAGCGGGUCUGUCCUCCCUCCGCCAGAAGGGGACGCUGGUGCUGGAGCAGAUGUGCGGCCAGUCGCCGUGGCCUCUGGAGGAAGCAGAGAGUCCUCCCGGAGAGCAGCAGGACAACGUCCAGCACGUCCAGGCUGUGAUGGAGGAGAUGGAGCUGCGCAAGCAGAGGUGUGAGGACAUGGUGGAUGUGAGGAGGCUGAAGAUGCUGCAGAUGGUCCAGCUGUUUAAAUGUGAAGAAGAUGCUUUACAGGCGGUCGAGUGGCUCGGCGAGCUGUUGGACGCCUUGUUGAAGACUCACGUCAGACUGGGGGAUGAUUCCCAGGAGACACGGACCAUGCUGGACAAACACAAGAAGUUUGUGGAUGUAGCUCAGAGCACCUACGACUACGGCCGUCAGCUUCUGCAGGCGACCGUGGUCCUCUGUCAGUCGCUGCGCUGCACGACGCGCUCGUCUGGCGACACGCUGCCGCGGCUCAACCGCGUGUGGAAACAGUUCACCGUCAGCGCCGACGAGAGACAGCAGCGGCUGGAGCUGGCCCUAAACUUCCACACCAUGGCCGAAAAAGUGUUGCAGCAGGAACGUGUGGAGGUGGAAUCUCUGGAUGAAGUCGACUCUUCAGGGAGAACUCUGCUGGACCGACUCGCCCUGCCGCUCAUCUUCCCUGACGGUUGUGACAGAUAUCGAGCCAACGCAGCGUUCGGUCAUUUCAGGAGCGAGCAGUUCUUUGGGAGUCCCAGCGACACGGCGGCCACGGCGGAGGGGGUCAGAGAGCGCCUCCUGCUGAUAGAGGAGCGGCGGCUGCAGCUGCAGGAGGCGAGGCUUCUCCGUGACGAGGAGGACGAGGAGGAAGUGGUGAACGGCCUGGAGGGAAGGCUGGACGUAAUCGGAGAGGAACUGAGCGAGAAAGAGGAGCAGGACGAGGAGGAGAAGGAGGCGGAGCAUCGGGAGGAGGACUUGGAGAGAGCGACGCAGGACUGCUAGUGGAUGUGUGGAGCUACGCUGAGCGGCCUUGAUGAAGCUUUGUUGGUGAAGGGCUGCUGACGUCUGAAAGGAUUUUCUCUGAGGUGCAAAUUGUCUUCAUGAUCCUCCUGCUAAGAAGCAUUUUUCUCAUCAGUGUCUCUCCUCAGCCUCACUACUUAAAACCGCUCCUCGGUCAGUCUUUCACUCCUCGGAGCAGAACCUGAGAGAAGCGAGCCGUUUCUCUGAUAUCAGUGGUUGUAAACAGUAAAAAUGGUAAAAAGAAAAGAAAAAAGAAACUGGAAUAAUUGCCACUCAUCUCUCUGCUCAGUUGAGGAUAAUCAUUUCUGAUGGGUACUAACACCGCUGCUGCCUCCUCCUCAUUUACAACUUGAGCAAAUCUUCCAUGGUGCUUAUCCCAGCUGCUUCUUGCUCUUCUGGUCGUUCUAAUGUCCCUUUUCAUUUAAACCCAAAGUAAACCGUUUGUCCGCAGAUUUCAGCACUGGUCAACAAGUCAUCCUGGUUGAAUUCGUUUUUUAACUUUUAACUUCUGCUUUCAGGACUCUCUCACAGCAGCUCAGUUAGAUAACCUAACGACGACGCUCAAAGAACUUCAGGAAACGACCAAAAAAAACCUUUAAGUCAGCUGAAAGGAAACGUUUACGCUGUUUGGUCUAAUAUUUUACAACUGAAUCUUUUUCUUUUUUUUUUAAUUGUCUGCCAUAGUUGGGGGAGUGUGACUGUAUUCAGAACGCGUUGUGCGCUUUUCAGCAUCUCUGACCAAAAAGGACAACGUGGCAAGUUACGGGGAAAAGUUAAAGAUCAAAUCAGUGAUUCAGAAAGUGCAGUUCCUUAUGCAUUGUGUGUAAACAGUGAUGCCAUGAAAUUGUGGUAUUUUUAUUAAAGGUUGGCAUGCUGUGAGAGCUUCUUUCCCAGCCCAGACCAAGUGACCUGCUACAUGCUCAGGUCCCAGAAACUAUGGUAGUGGUGAUUUCUCACUAAAACUCUUGUCACGAUUUAUAUACGCUCUUGACCUAAACCAGGGGUCUGCAACCUGUGGCUCUGUGGACCUUCCACAGUGGCUCUUAAUAACUUUGGCUACAAAUUAUAUUUUUCAUUAUGCUAUUUAAAUGUAAUAAUGAUAAUAAAUGCAGAUGUUAGCAGUUUUUUCUUAGAAUUGCUUUUAAUUUUCACAACAAAAUGAUGCUAAAAGUGGCAGUAAUAUUUAAUUUUAAAUCAAUAUUCUUUCAUUAUGUUGGAAACUGUUUUCCAUUAUCCACAAAUAACUACAUCCUGCCCAACCUUUUUUUGUUUUAAAACUUCAAAAUAGACAUAAAAUGGUGUUUCUUUAAAGAUGACAACAUAUUUACUACAGUAGAUCUUUAUCAAAAAUUAUAACUUGUCUUUUUUUUUCAAAAGGCCAGCCAACAUUUGCAGCUCUGAACGAGUUUAAUUCAAGUGGACUGGAGGCAAAAAGGCUCUUUAGACUGUAAAGGUUGCAGGCCCCUGACCUAAACCAACGCGUUUAGUUUAAGAGUGCGCAUUGAAACACACAACCAGUUAAAUAGUUUUACAGUUAAACCUGGAAUAUCGACCAUAAUUUAGGCUUCCUGGCACAUGUUCUGGCCAGCUGUUGGUUUUCAGGGAAGCUCUGAACUAAAAAAAAAAAGAAAAAGCCAAACUGUAAAACCUCUCUGGUUUGAAUCAUGGUACGAAAUGUUAAGACGUCCUGGAAGCUCACAGAACCACAGCUGUUAAAAAUCUAUGCAGUGAAUCCCUUUUUUUUCUGCUUAUAUAUUUAAAUUACAGAAGCAGUUUAUAAAUGCUGAGUUUGUGUGAUGCUUUUUCUCCUUAGUGCAGCAUCAACUGCACAAUGUUUUAUUAGUGGAUUCUGCUGGAGAUCAUUAUUUCAUUAUUGGUCUCUGAUCCAAUAAUUAUACAAGCAAGAACCGAUACCGAGAACGUGGAGGAUGUUUCCUCCUGAGGGCUUUCUGGACCAGCAGUUCUAACAGUACCAUGUCUGUGAUACAGAUAAAGGACUGAAGCAAAAAAAAAAAAAAAAAAAAAAAAAAAAACACAACAAAUAAAUAAAUGAAUGGAUUUAAGAUGGGCAGCUUGCUUUACUGCUGAGUGGAAAAACUGAGCUGUUUGUGACUACAGUCCAGUGUUCGUCUGAGAUCAGAUGCAGAAGUUUUGAAAAGGGCAGCUUUUAUGUAUUUAUUCACUUGGUUUUAAGUUAAACAUUUAAUGUUCCUGGCUAGUUUGUUCUUCAGAACUGCUGCUGUAAGUGUAUCUGCUAAUUGCUCUGUCCUGCUCCGUCUCUACCGUCCAAUGGCAAAAACUACAAAAUCCUCUAAAUAAAGGUGUAUAAGAAAA
Messenger RNA from Fundulus heteroclitus (mummichog), 4907 nucleotides. RefSeq names its product SEC14 and spectrin domains 1 (gene sestd1). Lineage: Eukaryota; Metazoa; Chordata; Actinopteri; Cyprinodontiformes; Fundulidae. The transcript is spliced from 19 exons. Bases 264 to 2555 code for a protein of 763 amino acids. The record is from RefSeq and is a predicted model, not a curated record.